CUGUUCUGUAAAAGUUUUGGCAGUUCUGCAGCUCUGCACUUUUUGUCAAUAUUUUGUUUACCUGCGGUCAGUCAAAGUCUGAAAUUAUGUGAUAUUGUUUAGUAACGCAGGACACUUUUGUAACUCACUGUAUCUUCCAUGGAAGGUGAUUGAUACUACUUCUUUUACAUCAAAAAAACUACAUAUCUUCAGAUUCCUCAACGUAUACAUAUCUUAAUGUGUUAAUGUGCUUGUUGCUAUUUUACAAAUCAAUUUCUUCAAAAUGAAUAGACACAAUCCAGCUUUGUUAGAAAUAUACCACAAACCAUUUCACAGGAAAACUAUAUUUCGUAGCGGCGACAUUCCCGGAACAUCACAGAUCAAAAUCACAAUACAACCACAAACGCCACAAAAAUUACUCAAGGUUGUUGAUAGCGAGGAAGUUGAGUCAGUUUUCAGCUCAAAAUCGGAGCAUGAACCAAGAUCCUGUGACACUCGUGAGAUGAAGCCCUUUGUGAACGGUUUCAAAAUUGCCUCACUAGUUGCAGUUUGGAUAGUUUGCAGUUUUGCUUUGAUGGCAAAUAACGAAACCGUACAAGAUAUGCAUCAAAUCAGUAUUCCAAGUGGCUCUGUCAAAAGCUACAUGAUCCUAAACAAACCAAAAACAGACAAAAUCAGGGUGGUUCUUGAGGGCGCAUUGCUCCCUCCAUAUUAUGGAAAUCUAUCUAAAGAUGUGAUGGUCGUAUGGGUUCAACUAAUGGUGAUGAAGGAUGUUCCUAGGCCUAUAGAUACAUCAGCUAUAAGGGACUCUGAUAUACUGUGGCUCCAGAAUAUUUCUGAUGCUUGGGUAGUCCCCGUAGUCUCAGAACAACUGAUUGGUCAAGUUCCUGAAGUAAGACAUAAGAAAAUCUUCCACUUGACCUCCCACGAAAUAGAGAACGCUUCAUAUCAACUCAUACGCCUUCAAUUCAAGACCAAUUUGGAAUCAAACUUUCCAGUUUCUAUGGGGUACAACUUACAACCGAUCAAUCCAGAUGAUGGGGUUAUUUAUGCCGCUUUGGUAUUGAUUGGACUUUAUGUUUUGAUCGUCUUUGAUAUAAUACACAGAACACUGGCUGCAAUGUUGGCAAGCACAAUGUCCUUAGCGAUUUUAGCAGCUUUAAACGAAAGACCUACUAUGGAAGAAAUCAUUUCUUGGAUAGAUAUGGAAACUUUGAUCCUACUUUUUUCUAUGAUGAUUUUAGUAACAAUCUUCAGUGAAACUGGAGUUUUUGAUUACACUGCCCUUUGGGCCCUAAAAAAAACAGGUGGUAGUUUGUGGCCUUUGAUUAACAUGUUGUGCGUUUUGACAGCUUUGCUGUCGUGUUUCCUAGAUAAUGUAACUACGGUAUUGCUCAUAACACCAACAACUAUAAAAUUGUGUGAGGUGAUGAAGUUAAAUCCGAAGCAAAUAUUAAUGUUUACUUUGAUAUUUGCAAACAUUGGAGGAGCAGUAACACCUAUAGGUGAUCCUCCUAAUGUUAUAAUCGCAUCUAACAGUGAAGUGAUCAAUUCAGGAAUAACUUUUGGAAUAUUCACACUGCAUAUGAGUAUGGGAGUUGUGUUAGCAUUCAUUGUGGUUUAUCUUCAAAUUAGAAUAAUAUACAGAGACUUAAAGUACUAUCAGUUUGAUGAACCAUCUCCUGUAGAAGACUUGAAAAGAGAGAUACAGAUAUGGACAAGGACAGCAAACUCGGUUGGAAGCUACAGUAAGGAUGAGGAUGCAGUUAAAGAAUCUUUGUGGAAGAAAACAGAAAAGUUGAAAGAUGAUCUCAAGCUAGUUGUUAACACGAGCAACAACAAUACUUCGAAGAUGAAUGAAAUCAACCUAAAAGAAUUAGAAGAAAGGUACUCGAUCAAAAACAAGUCCUUAUUGAUCAAGUCUGGAAUAACUCUUUCUCUGGUGAUCUGCGUCUUUUUUCUUCACUCUGUGCCAGCCCUCAGUAGACUUGGCUUAGGCUGGACAGCACUACUAGGAGCUCUUCUACUCUUCCUCCUCUAUGAUAACCAAGAUUUGGAAGGAAUAUUUGCAAGAGUGGAAUGGUCCACUCUGUUAUUUUUUGCAUCUCUGUUCAUUCUGAUGGAGGCCUUGGCUCGCUUAGGUCUUAUCGACUGGAUAGGCCUGCAGACCCAAUACGUCAUCACCUCAGUCUGUCCCGAAUCUCGUCUAGCAGCAGCCAUAGUCCUGAUCCUCUGGGUAUCCGCCAUAGCCUCAGCCUUUGUGGACAACCUGCCUUUGACUACAAUGAUGCUGCGUAUUGCAGUCAAUCUAGCUGGCAACCAAGAGUUGCACCUGCCACUGCAACCGCUUAUUUGGGCAUUGUCUUUUGGAGCCUGCCUAGGAGGAAAUGGUACGUUAUUUGGCUCAUCCUCCAACAUUGUCUGCGCAGGUUUAGCAGAGCAACAUGGCUACAGGUUUACUUUUAUCCAAUUUAUGAAAGUCGGAUUACCUGCAAUGAUUUCGAGCACAAUCGUGGUUACAAUGUAUUUAAUAUUUUGCCAUGUGAUCAUGGACUGGCAUUAGUAUAUAGUAAUAUAUAAUUAUUUGUUAUUUAAUAAACGUUUCCUCUCGUUAA
Molecule: messenger RNA, 2594 nt
Organism: Acanthoscelides obtectus
Lineage: Eukaryota; Metazoa; Arthropoda; Insecta; Coleoptera; Chrysomelidae
Source: the annotation of a GenBank genome assembly